Notothenia coriiceps (black rockcod) is the source of this 694-nucleotide messenger RNA. Its product is annotated as arf-GAP with SH3 domain, ANK repeat and PH domain-containing protein 2-like. Gene Ontology annotation, molecular function: GTPase activator activity; protein binding. The record is from RefSeq and is a predicted model, not a curated record. Gene Ontology annotation, cellular component: cytoplasm. The annotation marks the transcript as partial. The transcript is spliced from 8 exons. Gene Ontology annotation, biological process: positive regulation of GTPase activity. NCBI's taxonomy places the organism in Eukaryota, Metazoa, Chordata, Actinopteri, Perciformes, Nototheniidae.
CACCAAGAUAGAGAAGGAGAAGAAGGAGCACGCGAGGCAGCACGGGAUGAUCAGGACGGAAAUCAGCGGCGCAGAAAUCGCUGAGGAGAUGGAGAAGGAGAGGAGAUUCUUCCAGCUGCAGAUGUGUGAGUAUCUCCUCAAAGUCAAUGAGAUCAAAAUCAAGAAGGGAGUGGACCUGCUGCAGAACCUCAUCAAGUACUUCCACGCACAGUGCAAUUUCUUUCAGGAUGGUCUAAAAGCUGUGGACAACCUAAAACCUUCCAUAGAAAAACUGGCCACAGAUCUGCACACGAUAAAGCAGGUGCAGGACGAGGAGAGGAAACAGCUGACUCAGCUACGAGACGUCCUGAAGACAGCACUGCAGGUGGAGCAGAAAGAGGAUUCACAGGUGCGGCAGAGCACCACCUACAGCCUGCACCAGCCUCAGGGCAACAAGGAGCACGGCACGGAGCGCAGCGGCUGCCUCUACAAGAAGAGUGACGGGUUGAGGAAAGUGUGGCAGAAGAGAAAGUGCACAGCGAAGAACGGCUACCUCACCAUCUCACACGGCACAGCUAACCGGCCACCAGCUAAACUCAACCUGCUCACCUGCCAGGUCAAACACAAUCCUGAAGAGAAGAGAAGCUUCGACCUCAUAUCACACGACAGAACGUAUCACUUUCAGGCCGAGGACGACCAGGACUGUCAGAUGUGA